Schizophyllum commune H4-8 is the source of this 1110-nucleotide messenger RNA. RefSeq lists its product as uncharacterized. The coding region runs from base 1 to 1110 and encodes 369 amino acids. The transcript has 15 exons. The record is from RefSeq and is a predicted model, not a curated record. Lineage: Eukaryota; Fungi; Basidiomycota; Agaricomycetes; Agaricales; Schizophyllaceae.
AUGGACGACGGCGCGAUACCCUACGUCGGGAAUCCGGAGCCGGCGUUUGGGCCUUGGUUCAUCGUUGUGAUCCUUUCGUGGACGCUAUGGGGCGUGCUUACGCUGCAGGUGGUCAAUUACUACUACGCGUACAAGAGGGAUCGAGUGCUGCUGAAGUGGCUGGUGGCGAUUGUCUGGCUGGCAGAUACGGCGCACAAGAUCAUUCUUCUGACCGGAGAUGCCUCGUCGCGAACUUGUACGCUAUGCUUCCUCUUACUCGACCGAUCUGGCCGAUAUUCUUUCAGCGGCUACCUGAGUCCUGUCAAGGAUGUAUCCCUCAUAAGCGGCGAGACCGCACCCCGCGUCUUCGUCACCAUCCUCGUGCAGGGAUUCUGCUUCUCGCGCGUGUAUAUCUUUGCGCGACGCACUUACUCAGCUUUACUAAGCGCGGUGGUCCCCGCCGUCUAUGUCCUAUCCGUACUCCUACAGCUCGGCUUCACAAUCGCCUGCCUGAUAGUCACGUUUACCGCCGACGACUUCGCUGACUUCGCAUCGAAGACGAUGUCGAUCUCUGCACCAGGCUAUCUGAGCACGGCACUCGGGACCGACAUCAUCAUGGCGAGCUUGAUGACCUUCUUCCUGUACCAAGAGUACCGCAGGGGGCAUUACGACGGGACGAGCAGCAUGCUACGCCGCCUCUGCAUCUUCUCCGUCAACACAGGGACGUGGACGGCCGUGUUCGCCAUUGCUACGCUCAUCUUGUACGAGCUGCGCCCGCUCGACAACUACUGGGCGAUCUUCGACUUCGGCGUCUGCGGCGUCUAUAGCAACACCCUUCUCGCCAACCUCAACGCGCGGAACUACGCGAGGGGAGACGAGACGGUGACGUUCACCUUCGACAAAACUGGAUCACCCAAUAAGACCGGGUCGCCCGGGCGCGGACUACCUCCCUUGAGUACUGGCGAUACGACCACGAUGGGAUAUUCUGGGUAUGCGACGGGGGAGACGCGGUUCACGAGUAGUGGGCGGACGGACGAGUCGGUGACGCCGAGGGACUUGGGGACCUUCGUGACGGCGAAGGAGGAGCUGAACUCGCCGACGAGUAAAGAGGGGAGUGAUGACAUUGUAUAA